AUGCAUGACGGUGAUUUUCGUCAUGAGCAGGCUCACUGUAAAUUUAACAGUUACGUGUGUAGUCGGUGCAAUGUAAAGGGGCAUUUGCGUCGCAUGUGCCCAACCAUGACCGACGGGAUACGUGGACAGGUAUCCGCGUUUAGAGGCAAUAUUCAGGGUGGCGGUACAAGGACUUCAGCCGGACGUGGCCGAAGCGGAGCCACUCGUUACGGGCCGGGAACAGCGGCCACUCCCGGUGGCAGCGGAGCGCGUGGUGGUCGCGCUAGAAACAGCUGGGGCAACUCACGAGUGCACUGGGUGGUUGAAGAUGGGCAGUUGGACCAGGAGGAAAUACCGUUCGGGGUAAACGACGGAAGCGAGGAGCCCAUUUACCAAAUGAGCCUCGACAAAUAUAGACCGGCAUAAAGAAAUAUUCGAUGGGACCUUGGGUGCGUUCACCGGCGGCCGGGCUCGGCUGCGCGUACGGCCGGACGCGGCGCCCGUAUUCUGUCGCGCGCGCCCCCUGCCCUACGCGCUGAGG
This is a messenger RNA of Cydia pomonella (codling moth), 520 nucleotides long. RefSeq lists its product as uncharacterized. The transcript has 2 exons. Gene Ontology annotation, molecular function: zinc ion binding; nucleic acid binding. The record is from RefSeq and is a predicted model, not a curated record. Bases 1 to 405 code for a protein of 134 amino acids. NCBI's taxonomy places the organism in Eukaryota, Metazoa, Arthropoda, Insecta, Lepidoptera, Tortricidae.